Messenger RNA from Eruca vesicaria subsp. sativa (arugula), 390 nucleotides. The record is from the annotation of a GenBank genome assembly. NCBI's taxonomy places the organism in Eukaryota, Viridiplantae, Streptophyta, Magnoliopsida, Brassicales, Brassicaceae.
AUGGAUGAAAUUAGGGCAUAUUGUUUGGAAAAUGGCAUUGAUAUGGAUGCGGAGGAAGUGCCAGAGGAUGUGCAGGAGGAGGAGACUGAAGAGGGGAUACAUAGCUCAAUGAAUGGAUAUGCAGAGGCUGGAGAUCAGGGGCAAAAGAAUGAUACUUCUGUAGAGGGAAAAAUCCGCGGGAUAGGGGAUAUUGGAAAGAACCAAGGAGCUCGCAAGAAGCUCUUCAAACCCCCACAACUAGCGGCUAGUUCGGAGAUGAGAGCUGCCUCCACAGUGCUAUCACCACGCAAGAAAGGGACGACCAAGCAAGGGACUAGACAAGGUGAGAGUGUCAAACAGAUGGAGGGAAAGGGUGCUUCAAUCCCGUCCUCUGGAAUUCCAAAAGCCUAG